AUGUCAGUGGUUCCAAAUCCAAGAGUAUUUUUUGAUAUAUCAAUAGGCGGAAGGAGAGCAGGAAGAAUGAUAUUCGAGCUCUUUAUGGACAAAUUGCCAUACACAGCAGAAAAUUUCAGCGGUUACAUCGGUAAAACUAACAAAUUAUGUGCAGGAGAAACGGGCCUGGGAUACUAUUUGAGGCCAAGAUGGUAUAAGAAUACACCAAUACACAGAAUCGUUUCUGGAUUUAUGUGCCAAGGAGGUAACUUUAAUACAGGGAACUCGUACGGAGGAGAGUCAAUAUACGGACAAUAUAUGAGAGAUGAAUCAUACUCAUACUAUCACUCCAAAAGAGGGGUACUGGGAAUGUGUAAAACAAGGUACAAAAACUCAAACGCGUCGCAAUUUUAUAUAACAUUCAAGCCGUGCUCAUUCUUGGAUAAUAAAAUGGUGGUUUUUGGACACCUAGAGUACGGAGAUGAAGUACUUGAUCAAAUAGAAGAACAGGGAACAAUGAUAGGAAGAACAAAGAAGGAAACAAUGAGUAGAAGUGAACAAAGAAAAGUAAUUAAUAAAAUGUACAGCGGAGAGAUACCUCAAGACACAAUAUACGAUCCGAGAAUCAAUAAUGAAGUGAGGGAACGGAAAUUUAUCGCAAGAACAGACAUUGAAAGGCCAAAGUUCAGUGAAGAAACAUACAAAAUGGAACAGUCAUAUAAAAACAUAAUACCAGAAGAAGUGUAUAAAAGAGCACAUUAUAACUUUUAA
Theileria orientalis strain Shintoku is the source of this 750-nucleotide messenger RNA. Its product is annotated as peptidyl-prolyl cis-trans isomerase. Gene Ontology annotation, molecular function: peptidyl-prolyl cis-trans isomerase activity. NCBI's taxonomy places the organism in Eukaryota, Apicomplexa, Aconoidasida, Piroplasmida, Theileriidae. The coding region runs from base 1 to 750 and encodes 249 amino acids. The record is from RefSeq and is a predicted model, not a curated record. The transcript is spliced from 8 exons. Gene Ontology annotation, biological process: protein peptidyl-prolyl isomerization.